AUGAAAAACAAGCUCACUGGCGACGGGAAGACGAAGAAGAAGAAGAAGAAGGAGGCUAACGGGCCUCUAUCCAGGGCGGCACUGCGCUUUUCCCUUUCUGGCCGCCAUCCGACUUUUCUUCCAGCAUCGCGAGAAACAAACAACGCCGCAAAGGGAGUGCCAGACUGCACGAUCGAGGAUCUUCGCAGUGGGCACGGCCCAGUGAGCGCAUCAAGAGACGGUUCAAUUGCAGCGCAAUCUCCUCCUGUCACACCCUUGCACGACUUGGAAAAGUCUCUUUUGGCACGUUGCACACCCGCCCAGGGUCUCGACCGUCCAUUUGACUUUGGCAAACAACCUUCUUUGAUAUCCAGGCAGUCGGCCAGACCUGCCGCCGACCAUGAAAAAGGGUUCUACACAGAAAGGCGCCGAUCACCCCCCGUUGCCUUUUUUUGCAAGAUUUCCGUCGCCAGGAAAGGCCUGCCGCUGAUACAGCUCGCUGUGCCUUUGGUCCCCUAG
Molecule: messenger RNA, 498 nt
Organism: Coccidioides immitis RS
Lineage: Eukaryota; Fungi; Ascomycota; Eurotiomycetes; Onygenales; Onygenaceae
Exons: 2
Coding region: 1-498 (165 amino acids)
Source: RefSeq, a predicted model, not a curated record